CCCCGGCCGGCUCGGCCCCUCAAGCCGCAGGCGCAGCGAUGGCGGAGGCUGUGGAGCGCACGGACGAGCUGGUGCGCGAGUACCUGCUCUUCCGUGGAUUCACGCACACGCUACGGCAGCUGGACGCGGAGAUCAAGGCGGACCGGGAGAAGGGGUUCCGGGUGGACAAGAUUGUGGACCAACUACAGCAGUUAAUGCAGGUGUAUGACUUGGCUGCGCUUCGAGAUUAUUGGAGCUACCUGGAGCGUAGACUCUUCAGCCGCUUGGAGGAUAUAUAUAGACCCACCAUCAAUAAGCUGAAAACCAGCCUGUUCCGCUUUUAUCUUGUCUACACAAUCCAGACAAACAGAAAUGACAAGGCUCAGGAGUUCUUUGCAAAGCAGGCCACAGAGCUUCAGAACCAGGCCGAGUGGAAGGAUUGGUUUGUCCUGCCCUUCUUGCCAUCCCCAGACACGAACCCCACCUUCGCUACCUACUUUUCUCGACAGUGGGCUGACACCUUCAUCGUGUCCCUGCACAACUUCCUGAGUGUCCUGUUUCAGUGCAUGCCAGUUCCUGUGAUCCUAAACUUUGAUGCAGAGUGCCAGAGGACCAACCAGGUUCAAGAAGAAAAUGAAAUUCUUCGUCAGAAGCUUUUUGCCUUGCAAGCUGAAAUUCACCGGCUGAAGAAGGAAGAGCAACAGCCCGAAGAGGAAGAGGCCUUGGUCCAACACAAAUUGCCUCCUUAUGUCUCCAGUAUGGACCGCCUGGGGGAUUCCGAGCUCGCCAUGGUGUGCAGCCAGAGGACUGCCUCCCUCUCCCAGUCACCGCGAGUAGGCUUCCUUUCCUCGCUGCUGCCUCAGAGCAAGAAGAGCCCCUCGAGGUUGUCACCUGCCCCAGGACCCCCUCCAGCUCAGAGCUCAUCCAAGAAAGAGUCCUUCAGCAGUCAGGCCGGCAAGGGAAAGGACCUGACAGCCGGGGCCAAGGAUGGGAAGAGCCUCCUCGGUGGAUCAAGCCCUGGGGAGUCAAGCUGGGCUCAGCAGCGGCAGCGGCGCCUGCAGGACCACGGCAAGGAGCGAAAGGAGCUGUUCACCACCACCUCCUCCCAGGGUGCAGAGAAGAAGCCGGAAGUGAGUGGCCCAGAAGCUGAGCCCUCCCUGGAUCUCCAUGUGGAGCCGGUGGAGCCCCUGACACGGGUGCCCACCGCCGGGCCCGAGGGAGCAGGAGGCCGCGCGGAGCAGCCCUUCAUUGUGCUGGGGCAGGAGGAGUACGGGGAGCACCACUCAUCCAUUAUGCACUGCAGAGUGGAUUGCUCAGGGAGGAGAGUCGCCAGCCUCGAUGUAGAUGGGGUCAUCAAAGUGUGGUCCUUCAACCCCAUCAUGCAGACCAAAGCGUCCUCUAUUUCCAAGUCACCGCUGCUCUCGCUGGAAUGGGCUACCAAGCGGGACAGGCUGCUCUUACUGGGCAGUGGUGUGGGAACAGUGCGUCUCUAUGACACAGAAGCCAAGAAGAAUCUCUGCGAGAUCAACAUCCAUGAUGACAUGCCCAGAAUCUUGUCUCUCGCGUGCAGCCCCAGCGGGGCCUCUUUCGUCUGCUCGGCCGCAGCUCCAAGCCUCACCUCGCAGGUGGACGCCUCGGCACCGGACAUCGGCAGCAAGGGCAUGAACCAGGUUCCCGGCAAGCUGCUGCUGUGGGACACGAAAACCAUGAAGCAGCAGCUCCAGUUCUCUGUGGACCCAGAGCCCAUUGCUAUCAACUGCACAGCCUUCAAUCACAACGGGAACCUGCUGGUCACGGGGGCAGCUGACGGCGUCAUCCGGCUGUUCGACAUGCAGCAGCACGAGUGCGCCAUGAGCUGGCGGGCCCACUGCGGGGAGGUCUACUCUGUGGACUUCAGCUGCGAUGAGAACGCCGUGUACAGCAUCGGCGAGGACGGCAAGUUCAUCCAGUGGAACAUCCACAAGAGCGGCCAGAAGGUGUCUGAGCACAGCCUCCCCUCGGAUGCCACGGGUCCCUUUGUGCUGUCCGGUUACAGCGGCUACAAGCAAGUGCAGGUUCCCAGGGGCCGGCUCUUCGCUUUCGACUCGGAGGGCAACUACAUGCUGACGUGCUCUGCCACGGGGGGCGUCAUCUACAAGCUGGGCGGUGACGAGAAGGUCCUGGAGAGCUGCCUCAGCCUGGGCGGCCACCGGGCGCCCGUGGUCACCGUGGACUGGAGCACCGCCAUGGACUGCGGGACCUGCCUCACCGCCUCCAUGGACGGCAAGGUCAAGCUGACCACCCUGCUCGCCCACAAGCUCUGACGGCCCGCCAAGGGGCCCUGGGACGGCACCGCCCCGGGCGACAGGACCGGGCAGGACGCCCCCUGCUGGCCCUGCCGGGGCAGCGCGUCUCCAGGGAAAGACUGCCGUGCCGACUGCGACGGGAGCCGGGGGCGCGUGGCACGCACUUCCAGAGAGCAGAAGCAAAGCUCAGGGGAGGGAGCGGCGGCGCCAGACACUGCGGGCCCGGGAGGGUGGCAGGAUUCCGUGUGCGCUUGCUUAUUGUCUUCUCUUCUGUGGACGAGCGUGCUGUCGCCAUGAGCUGGCGUCCCUUCGAGGACGCGUGUGUCCCCGCCCUGAGGCCGCAGGCUGCGGGCUUCCUGCCCCGCCAGCUCUCCCGGUCCCGUGCCCGGAGGUCCCCGGGCUCUGCCGGGGGAGGAUGCGGGCCACGGCGCGCUCUGGUUUCUGCCGGGCUCCGGCCAAGGCCCGAGGGUCCUGACUGCCCGAGAGCUGGUGGCCUUUGUGACAGAAGCCUCUCGGGAUGCGGCGGGGCCGAGGCCUCUGCGGCUGGCUGCGCCUCGCCGGCCGGCGCCUGUGUCCCCAGCGUCGCUCUCCGGGCGGCCCCCCUCUCUUGCUCUCGGCGUCCUUGGGGCCGAUCGGCUCCCGCUGCCUGCGCCCUCUGCUGGCCAGUGUUGAGAGCGAUGGCCAAGGCGGGCUGUGCCCACGCCCCCGCCUGGGGCCGGCACCCCUCCUCGACCAGCACCCUGAAGAGGCAGGUUCCCCACGGGCGGGAGCCACCGCCCUGUCCCGCCUGCGUUGCACAGCCGAAACGGCAGGCGCCAUGGGACUGGCGGGCCGGGGCCUGGGGUUCCCGUACUGGCCGGGUGAUCUCGUCGCUCACCCACACGGCCCCAGCUCCAGUGCCCGGGACAGUCAUUUAGAGCAGAGGGCUGGCGUGGGGCCGCUCCUGGGCACCUUCUCUGGGAGAACCACCGCGCUCCUAAGGCCGUGGCUCCCUGCCGCCCGGGCGGGGGAAGCGUCAGGAGGACGUGAGUAUGCGGAUGAGGUCUGAGCAGCGAACAGUUACCGUUUUCAACCAUUUCGGCCCUCAAGUGAAGAAAACCCAGUCGUCUUCCCUGGCCCCCAGCCCUCCCGGAAGUGGCCCUCUUCCGCUGUAGUGUGCAGAAUUCCACCUCCCUCGCGGCACCUGCUGGCCGUCCCCGCAAGGGCCCGAGCGGCUCCCUCCCCCGCUAUCCGGGGUAACAGGAUCGAGGCAGGCGAAACCUCGGUGCCCCCUCCAUCCCUGCCUGGUGCCGACCAGCCAGCCUGGCCGGCCCUCCGGCGAGAGCCUGGCGGAUGCAUUUCCCGUUCUGUCUCCCUCAGUCCCAAAUCCAGCCCGUUGGUGUGGGAUUCAGAUGCCCAGGGCUCAACACGAUGCCCGGAGGUACAGCAUACGCAGUGUGGACUGGCUCAGCCUAGUGAGUUGUGUUACCUCACACAACACAUAACGUUUUGUCAAUUUAAAAAAUGAAAAAGUGUUAAAAUCCGAAUGCUACAGGUAUUGGUUCUGGUAUAUAUAAAUGUCACAGCUUGGUCCCUUA
Molecule: messenger RNA, 3841 nt
Organism: Chinchilla lanigera (long-tailed chinchilla)
Lineage: Eukaryota; Metazoa; Chordata; Mammalia; Rodentia; Chinchillidae
Gene: Wdr91
Product: WD repeat domain 91
Exons: 15
Coding region: 39-2282 (747 amino acids)
Biological process (GO): early endosome to late endosome transport
Cellular component (GO): early endosome membrane; extrinsic component of endosome membrane; late endosome membrane
Molecular function (GO): phosphatidylinositol 3-kinase regulator activity; protein binding
Source: RefSeq, a predicted model, not a curated record